GACUCCCCAGUUCUGCCGGCGAGACAGUCAGUGGAGGGACACGUGGUUAAGUGGAAGCGGAGCCCGCUCGGAGGUUGGGGCUCUUUUGAGCGCGGGCCCGGCGCUCUGCUGUGUUCUCUGCCUGCUCAACAAAGGCUGGAGAGGACAUGCAAAGCCCUAGCAGCCCCCAGGGCCGCUGUUGCCUGUCCCCUCCCUCUUCCCCGGUCAGCGAAGCAAAGAGUGACGGGGCUAGAAACAUGUGGGUGUUCGGAUAUGGCUCUCUCAUCUGGAAGGUGGAUUUUCCUUACGAGGACAAGAUGGUAGGAUACAUCACGGGCUACAGCAGGAGGUUCUGGCAAGGCAGCACGGAUCACCGUGGAGUGCCGGGCAAGCCUGGAAGAGUUGUGACACUUAUUGAAGAUCCUGAGGGCUGUGUAUGGGGUGUUGCAUACAAACUGCCAAUAGGACAAGAAGUUGAAGUAAAAGCCUAUCUUGAUUUUCGAGAGAAGGGUGGAUAUAGGACUACAACUAUUGUCUUCUAUCCCAAAGAUCCUGCAGUGGAACCUUUUAAUGUGCUAUUAUAUAUUGGAACCUGUGAAAACCCUAACUACCUCGGACCCGCACCCCUAGAAGAAAUUGCAAAACAGAUUUUUAAUGCAGUUGGUCCUAGUGGAAGAAAUACAGAAUACCUAUUCGAACUUUGCAAUUCCCUCAGGGAUCUUGUACCAGAAGACGUGGAUGAACAUGUUUUUGCUUUAGAGAAACUGGUAAAUAAACUAUUGGAACAAUAGCAAAACAAACCUGUAUAACAGUCGCUUUGCAAAGAGUUUCUUCACUAUCAGAAUAAGUUUAUUCUGUUUAUAUUGU
Messenger RNA from Protobothrops mucrosquamatus (brown spotted pit viper), 846 nucleotides. RefSeq names its product ChaC cation transport regulator homolog 2 (gene CHAC2). Gene Ontology annotation, biological process: glutathione catabolic process. Bases 147 to 770 code for a protein of 207 amino acids. The transcript is spliced from 3 exons. NCBI's taxonomy places the organism in Eukaryota, Metazoa, Chordata, Lepidosauria, Squamata, Viperidae. Gene Ontology annotation, cellular component: cytoplasm. The record is from RefSeq and is a predicted model, not a curated record. Gene Ontology annotation, molecular function: gamma-glutamylcyclotransferase activity; glutathione specific gamma-glutamylcyclotransferase activity.